AUGGCAGAUGAUUUGAGAAACUAUAAACUACAAUUGCAGCAGGUGGAAGCAGCUUUACUUACUGAUGCCCAGAAUGAGGAGUUGCUGAAGUUAAAGGCUGAUUUGGAAGAAGUAAUUGCAUUAACACAAGAUUUAAUAAAAACUCAAGAUGGUGAUUCAAAAGUAUCAAAUAUUCAUGGUUCUAGUAAUGAUCAUGAUGUUACAGCAUCCCUGUUGGAGGCGGAGGAUGAUGAAGUUACACAGAAGUACUUAUCAGGCUGGCAAGUUGGUGAAAGGUGCAUGGCAAAAUGGAGAGCAGAUGGGCAAUUUUAUGAAGCUGUCAUUGAAGAUGUUGGAGAAGAAAACUUAAAAGUUAAAUUUGAUGGUUAUUCCACACUAGAAGUAGUCAAUAUAGACGAUGUAAAAACAAUUGGCACAGGCUUAAAACGACCUCACAGUGGAGAUGAAAGCAAACAUGGAAAAGGUUACAACAGAGAAUAUCUAAAAAAGAAGAAACAGAAAAAGCAACAGAGAUUUAAGCAAAUUGAAGAAGAAAGAGAAAGUGAAAAAAAUAAGUGGCUCUCAUUUCAUUCUAAGGCUGCUAAAAAGCCUGGUGUAAGGACAAAAAGUAUAUUUGCGUCUCCAGACAAUUUGACAGGAAGAGUUGGUAUUGGAACCUGUGGAAUUUCAGGUAAACCAAUGACUGAAUAUACACCUGGUGAGAAAUGGAAGAAAGGUGGACAAUAA
This is a messenger RNA of Arctia plantaginis, 726 nucleotides long. Lineage: Eukaryota; Metazoa; Arthropoda; Insecta; Lepidoptera; Erebidae. The record is from the annotation of a GenBank genome assembly.